This is a messenger RNA of Jaminaea rosea, 626 nucleotides long. RefSeq lists its product as hypothetical. NCBI's taxonomy places the organism in Eukaryota, Fungi, Basidiomycota, Exobasidiomycetes, Microstromatales. The transcript has a single exon. The coding region runs from base 97 to 465 and encodes 122 amino acids. The record is from RefSeq and is a predicted model, not a curated record.
GACACAAGCUGAGACUUUGAGUGAGAGAGUAUGCAUGAUAAGUGACAGCGCUAGUCUGCUCAAAAUAUUCAUCCGCGCGAGCAGGCUGUAAACGCCAUGUCCCUCACCAACAUCAAGCACGCCUUCGCCAUCUCCGCCAUGGCUUACAUCCUCGUCGCCUUCCUUUGGCUGACGAACACGGCCAAUGCCGAGCUCCUCGGCGACUGCUACUCCACCAAAGCUUGCAAUAUCAAGAAGCUGAGCGGUCACGGGGUGUAUGGGGACUACUCGAGUGGAAGUAAGGUCUACUUCAACCAGACCAAUUGCUACGCCUACAAAGCCUACAUAGGGAAACCUUACUAUCCUCAGAAGAUCAGGGUCUGCGAGCGUGUCAACUUUGGCGAGUGUGCCGACUGCUCUGAGGUCCUGACGAUCGGUCAAUGCUACGUACCGACUGUCAUCUACACGGGGAUCUGUGUUGAUUAGUAGAGGCAAUUGGAUGUAAGGAGAGUCUGAGGGGCUGAAGCUGAUACAGGCGAACAGGGCAAGAAGGCCGUCGUCAAUGACACCCCUCGCUGCUUUUCAGCUAUUGUUUGUCCAAUGUGUUGAUAAAUCCCAACGAAUGCUCCGUUCUCAAACGAUGCUGC